This is a messenger RNA of Limulus polyphemus (Atlantic horseshoe crab), 741 nucleotides long. Its product is annotated as pleckstrin homology-like domain family B member 2. The record is from RefSeq and is a predicted model, not a curated record. The transcript is spliced from 3 exons. Bases 24 to 644 code for a protein of 206 amino acids. Lineage: Eukaryota; Metazoa; Arthropoda; Merostomata; Xiphosura; Limulidae.
CUUAGGAUCUCAAUCAACUAGAAAUGGCAAAGAAAAAUCUACAAGAACGUCAACAGGAAUUAGAAGAACUUUUAGGUCUACAGCAAUUACUUAGUGAAGAAGUUAUCGACGAGAAACCCAAGUUCUCCAAAUAUGAACGAACUAAAGAAAUGUACAAGUUUGGAGAAGGUUUUGAAGAGAAGGGAACUGACAGAUUUAAGGAACAUUAUGAACUGGAGCUGGAACUGUUAGAAACUAACAAGAAAACUUUUGAAGACUUAGAAUUUCAACAUCUUGAACAUCAAACACAUUUUGAAGAAGAGAAAGAUAUCUUGAGUCAGAAGCUCAAUGAUCUGAGAAAUGAUAUCCAGGACAGGCAGAAUAAAUUACAAGGGCUAAAAGAGCAACGGAAGUGUGUGAAGGAGCAGAUAACACAAGAGAAGACCAAGGCUCACUUGGAAAAGAAACGAGCAAUGGGAGAAUUGAAUCAGUUGCAGCUCAAGUUUCAGGAGACAAAUAAACUGUUAGAGAGUUUACAAGGUGUUUCUGAUUCGAGUAGUACUCCAGAAAGUAGUUCUGAGAACUCUUCUGUUUUGUCCGAUCAUGAGCGGGUCAGUGUAAGAAACUCUUUGUAUAUCAUAAGAUACAUAUGCAUUCAUUGUUAACGUUGUUAAAUGUUGUCAUUUCAGUUUUAUUUAUUCACAGUGACCGCUGUCUGUGAUAUUAUCUAUAGAGUUUAAAAUUAACUCCAUUUUAUUGUAC